This is a messenger RNA of Cottoperca gobio, 543 nucleotides long. RefSeq names its product protein FAM107B. The record is from RefSeq and is a predicted model, not a curated record. Lineage: Eukaryota; Metazoa; Chordata; Actinopteri; Perciformes; Bovichtidae. Bases 97 to 543 code for a protein of 148 amino acids. The transcript has 5 exons.
CAGACCGACUAUGUGAGGAGGUGUGAUUCUUUAAACAAUGGAUUAAAACAGAAACCCUGUAACUGGACAGACACAGUGGACCUCCACCGUCCUGCCAUGGAGGGGUCAACUGCAAAAAAAAAACCAGGAUAUGGAAAUCACAAAAAAGAGACGUCUGUUGGCCGCCAGCGGCUGGCCCGUCAGUCCACAGCAGACUGCAGCGGGGACGAGGGCAUUCGGCUCAGGAAACUGAACGGCUCCUCAGUGGAGGCACCGAGCUACCAGAACCUGCACCGGGAGCUGCUGCUCAGCCAUAAACGGGGCCUGCUGCUGGAGGAGAAACCGGAGCUGAAGCGAGUGUUGGAGCAGCGCAGACUGGAGCUGCACAAGGAGGAGGAGAUGGCAAAACGGCGGCCAUCAGAUCUGGAGACGGAGCUCCGCAAGAGGCAGCAGAAGAUGCAAGAGUAUGAGCAGGAGGAGAUCAGGCAGCGGGAGAACCAGCAGAAGAUCCCAGAGUUUGUCCGUGUGAAGGACAACCUGAGGCGGACACAGACAUCUGAGUAG